Molecule: messenger RNA, 891 nt
Organism: Suncus etruscus (white-toothed pygmy shrew)
Lineage: Eukaryota; Metazoa; Chordata; Mammalia; Eulipotyphla; Soricidae
Gene: SLX9
Product: SLX9 ribosome biogenesis factor
Exons: 6
Coding region: 1-645 (214 amino acids)
Biological process (GO): maturation of SSU-rRNA from tricistronic rRNA transcript (SSU-rRNA, 5.8S rRNA, LSU-rRNA)
Cellular component (GO): preribosome, small subunit precursor; 90S preribosome; nucleolus
Source: RefSeq, a predicted model, not a curated record
AUGGGCAAAGUGCGGGCGCUGCGGGCGCGGGUGCACCGGGCGGCCGUGAGGCCUGCGGGGGCGGCGGCGGGCGGACCUGCGGCCCCCGCCCGGGACUCGGCCGCCCCGAAGGUCUCUGCCGGCGGCGCAGGGACGGCGGAUCCACUGGGCUCAGAUAUCUUCACGGGGACCAAGAUUGACCCCAGCACCCUGGUGCAGACGCUGCAACCAAAGUUGGAGCCAGAAUCGCGGUGCGUGGGUUCAUUCAGGAGAGGUGUGGACCCCAAGGUCGUGCUGCCCAAGAAAGACAAGCGUCGGCUGAGGCGGGAGCAGUGGUUGCAGAAGGUGGAGGCCCUGAAGCAGGCGGAGCGCGAGCAGCAGGCUGCACGCAAGCGUCGGGCCACCGUGGUGGUGGGGGACCUGCAGCCCCUGAGGGAUGCACUCCCCGAGCUACUGCAGCUGGAGGCCAGUGCCCGGGGCCCGCACAGACGCAGCAGGCCCAGCAGCAAGCCCCGGCCCACCGAGCUGAGCCGUAUGAGCACUGCCCAGAGGCAACAGCUGCUGGAGGAGGAAAGGACACACUUCCGGGAGCUGCUGGCCAGCUCCGUCUAUAGGGCCUGCCCCCUGCUGGCCAUCCGGGAACAGCUGCAGGGCCAGGUCUUGUGACAGCACCACCGAAGACGCCACAGCGUGGGACACUGCAGCGACCCGAGACUCCAGAGCCUUCGUCUGGGAUGUGCGGCCAUAUGGGCUGCGUGUGAACUGUGCAGGGUGUGGGCCGUGCGGUUGUGCAUGUGAAUUGUGUGAGUUGGUGCGAGCUGUGUGCCCCACAUUUGAGGCCAGGCCAGGGGACUCCCACUUGCUUGUGGGGUGCAACCACAGCCCCAAAUGCCCCCAAUAAAAGGCCCGGCC